GGAAAGAGAACAGAAAGCAGAGCAUUUUUGUCCUGAGAUGGAAGGGCACGAUCGUCAGUUCAUUCCUCUCGCCAUCUCCAAAUCUCCGUCUCCGGCCGCUGCCCACUCCUUAUAAACCCAUUUCCUUCUCCAAAUCCUGAAAGAAGAAAAGAAGAAAAAAAAUAGAAAACCUAUCAUCUCCUCUCUCCCCUGAUUCCAUCUCUCCCAAUCGUGUUUCCCUUCUGAACUUACCCAACUCUGAUUUCCCCACCGCCGAUUCUGAGCAGUGAUGGGUGUGAGCUGCUGCCGGUGCUCCCACAAUUCCUACAUAAUCAUCACCAGCUUCUUUCGUCAUAAGUCUUAGAUAUAUUUUCACCGUGAUCAAAAGGGGAAAGAAGGAGAAGACUCUGUUUUUCGCUGCGCUGUGACACGACUCAGAUUCGGAGAACUGUUCGAUUUUUUUUACAGUGACGGUUGUUUUGCCUGAGCUUGCCUUUGUCAAUGGCAGCUUGAGGGGAACACACCAAACGAACAAAAAGAACUUGUGGGAUCUAGACAACACAAACAACUCACCUGUUUUUCCGUUUUCCAUUUUCUCUUGCGGGGAAGCAAAUCUCAGAAAGAAAAAAGCUACUGACUUUCGGAAAUUUCAUGGCGGCGUGUGCUAGCGGCGGCGGCGGCGGCCGCGACGGUGGCGGUUUGGGUACUGUCCUGCUUCAGACCCAUCGAGGAGGCGCUUCUCAGCCCCUUGGAUCGUUCUUCCUGCCUUCGUCUUCUUCUUCUUCUCCUUCUUUCCUCGGUCCAAGAUCCAUAGUCCGUUUCGACGAUACGAACGGAUCAACAACAACAAGCAGGCCCUUCUUCACCGCAUUUGACGCCGACGAAAACGGCGACGACGACUUAGACGAGUAUUUCCGGCAACCGGAGAAGAAGAGGAGACUCUCGGUGGACCAAGUCCAGUUUCUCGAGAAGAGCUUCGAGGUGGAGAACAAACUGGAGCCCGAACGCAAAAUCCAGCUGGCCAAGGACCUCGGCCUGCAACCUCGGCAGGUCGCUAUUUGGUUCCAGAACCGCCGCGCACGGUGGAAGACCAAACGGCUGGAGAAAGAUUACGACGCUCUCCAAUCAAGCUUUGACGCUCUCAAGGCCGACUACGAUGGCCUUCUCAAGGAGAAAGACAAAUUGAAGGCCGAGGUAAUCAAUUUGCUGACAGACAAGCUGCAGAAGAAAGAGAGAGCUACGGGAACCUUGGACUUGUCUCACAAUGAUGCCAUGUCUCGAGAAAUACCAUUGGAGAAACCAAUUGUGGAUUCUUCAGGAGCUGGUUGUAAGCAGGAAGAUAUAAGCUCAGCGAGAAGUGACAUAUUCGAUGCAGACAGCCCACAUUACACAGAUGGUGUCGUCCACUCAUCACUGCUGGAAGCUGGAGAUUCGAUUUCGUCCUAUGUCUUCGAACCAGACAACCAGUCGUCGGAUCUUUCUCAGGACGAAGCCGAUAAUCACAACAACAACAAUUUCUGCUGCAGGAAUCUGCUGCCUGAUCAGUAUGUGUUCCCGAAGCUGGAAGAUGAGGAUUACUCGGAUCCUCCUGCAAGUUUCGAGGACCAGGCCUUUUGGUCCUCCUGGCCGUACUGAAAUCGACCACUUUGCUAGUAGCUCUUCGAUCCUUUUGGUAUGUAUGUGUAUAAAUAAAUGAUGUGUGGUGAAAGAAGGGUGUUAUUUAUGGUUUUGCUGCUGUUUGUUUGGUGCUUAAGAGGAUAUGAUUGGAGUCAUGAUUGCAAAUAAAUAAGGAAAAUCCUCAACUGAGAUAGAGAAACCCUAUGUUGUUGGAAAACUCCUAAAAUGUGGUUAAUUGGGUGUUUCUCUUUUUGGGGUGGUUCCCUUUUUGUUGUUAAUAAUGGGUGGAGGGGAGUCAUUAGAGGGGUUUAAUGAGAAUGUUCUUGUUGGUGGUGGGCAAAAAUCAAUCAUUUAAAUAAAUUUACUUCUUCUGUUAAUAGUCCUAAAGUGUGGGAAUCUUAGCGCAAAACAAAAGGAAUGAUCUUGUGAUAGUGUAAGCCAACUAGACUAUGGUGCAUACAUGCUAACUGUGAUAAGGAUUUCACAAGCGUAUGUCGCUAUUUAAUAAGUUGUAAUUUUGUUUUCGUAUUCAUGUAAUGGUCACGAUUCGUCUGUACGUAAUUCAAGAGUAUGAAAUCCGUGUGAAAUCCCUCUCGUAAAUCGCAUGCGAAGAGAAUAGCAAAAUUAGCAUAUUAGUAACUUGAUUGGUGAGUGUCCUGUAUUCAAGGGCCAUAAAAGGUAGUAGGUUAUGAAUCAAUGUUGUGGACUUUCAUUCGGAAGGUUAAGUGCGACAUAUUUUGUACUUCCUGUGAUCUGUCAAUGCAUAUUGUUUAACACUGGAGAAAUAUGCAUUGAAUACCAUUUGUCUUUGUUUGUUAAAAGAAGAAAGCACUUUGUUACUAGGGAUGGAAGUCAAAAGUGAUCAUCUUUAUCUAUGGGCCAUCCUUUUCUUUUAAGGACACCUGGAAGGUUUGUUACGUGACCAUGAUUUAGACAAAUUUUAAUGUUUGUUAUGAUUGAUAUGAAUUGAAUCGGACUAUCAGCCGC
Molecule: messenger RNA, 2583 nt
Organism: Linum tenue
Lineage: Eukaryota; Viridiplantae; Streptophyta; Magnoliopsida; Malpighiales; Linaceae
Source: the annotation of a GenBank genome assembly